Caenorhabditis angaria is the source of this 2554-nucleotide messenger RNA. The record is from the annotation of a GenBank genome assembly. NCBI's taxonomy places the organism in Eukaryota, Metazoa, Nematoda, Chromadorea, Rhabditida, Rhabditidae.
AUGCUGAAUAGUUUGUUUAUUGUGAAUACUUCUGGGUGAGUUUUUUUGGGUUUUUUUGUGAAAUGUGGGUAUUCUAAUGCUAAAAAAAGGAAUUUUGAAAGCUCAACAUAAAUUUCAGAAUUUCUAGGUGUUUUUAAAAUUAAAUUUUACAUAUUCAAGAUGGAGAGAGUGUUUUCAGACUUUAAAGGAACAUAAAUGCUUUGCACAGGGAAUUUUAUAGGUUUUCAAUAUCGCCAGAACAUUCUUCUUGAGAUUUUACAAGAGAAAAUAGCUUGAAAAAUACGUGAGAAGAUUUUGAGACUUUAAAGGCUCAUAGCUGUUUUCACGAGGAAUUUCCUAGAUUCUAAAUAAAUCUAGAACAUUUUUUGGGCAAUAGGAAUUUUUAUAGUGAAUUUCAAAAUUUUACAUUGGAAAAAUGAGCAGACCUUAAAGGCGCAUAGCGAAUUUAAACCAAAAUCUCAUUUUUUUCAGCGAUGUAAUUCUCGAAAAACACUGGAAAAGUGUAAUCCACCGCUCAAUAUGUGAUUAUUUCUUCGACCUCCAAAAGAAAGCCGCCUCACCCGAAGAUGUCCCACCAAUCAUCUCAACACCCCAUCAUUAUCUAAUCAACGUCUACCACAAUCAAUUAUUCCUCCUAGCUGUUAUCACAAGUGAAGUGCCUCCUUUAAUGGUCAUCGAAUUUCUUCAUCGAGUUAUCCAAACUCUCACUCAAUAUUUCGACGAUUUUUCGGAUAGCACUAUGAAAGAGAAUUGUGUGCUCGUGUUCGAAUUGUUGGAUGAAAUGUUGGAUAAUGGAUUUCCGCUGGUUACCGAGAUGAAUAUUUUGCAAGAUUUGAUAAAGCCACCGAAUUUCUUGCGGAAUAUUGCGAAUCAAGUUACUGGUCGCACAAAUUUGUCGGAAACUUUGCCGACUGGACAAUUAUCCAAUAUUCCUUGGCGAAGACAGGGUGUCAAAUACACCAAUAAUGAGGCAUAUUUUGAUGUGAUUGAAGAGAUUGAUGUCAUUGUUGAUAAGCAAGGUUCCACGGUUUUUGCGGAGAUUCAGGGAUAUGUAAGUUGGAUUUUUGGGGAACUUUGAGGAAGUAUAGAAAGCCUGUAAAACCUCUAGGAGCUUUUUCUGGUUUUUCUGAACCCUGGAAAGCCUGGGAAACUUCUAGGAAGUUUAGGAAGCUCGGAAAACCUUCAGGAGCUUUUUCUGGAUUCUCCGAAGCCUGGAAAUUGUUUUUGAAAGCCAGGGAAGCCUUAAAACCUUCAGAAGAUAUUUUUGAAGUCUAGACUUGUUUUUUUAAAGCCUAGACUUGGGAUUAUUUUGAGAAGCGUAGAACAAUUUUCUGAAAGGUUGAAAAAUCUCUGGAAAAAUUUUCUGAACUUUCAAAAAUUUCGAAAGCUUCCAGAAAAUAUAUCAGAUCCUUUAGAUGCCUGAAACCCCUUCAAUCAUAUUUUAUGGGAUUCAGAAGCCUUCAGAAAAUCUAGAACGUAUUCUGAACUAUUUAGAAUCCCCAAAAGCACAGGCCAAUUUUUUAAAAGCUUGAAAAACCCAUCGGAAUUUUUUUUGAAUUUUAAAAAAUCUGAAAAGCUUCUAAAAAUAUAUCAGAAUCUUUCAAAGCUUGAGAAACCCUCAAAUAUAUUUUCUGGAUUUUCAGAAGCUUUUCGAAAUCUAUAUAAAUGUUUUCCAAAUUAUCUAGAAGCCCGAAAAGAACAGGCUAAUUUUUUGAACCAUCUGAAAUUUUUCUGAAUUAUCAAAAAUCUGGAAAGCUUCUAAAAAUAUAUCUGAAUUUUUCGAAGCCUGUAAAAAUCUAUGAAAAAUAUUUCCAAUUUUUGCAGGUCGAUGUUUGUUGCAAAUUAUCCGGAAUGCCAGAUUUGACAAUGACUUUGGUGAAUCCUCGUCUUCUAGAUGAUGUCUCAUUUCAUCCAUGUGUUCGAUACAAACGUUGGGAAAAUGAGAAAGUUUUGUCGUUUGUUCCACCAGAUGGCAAUUUUAGACUUAUUUCUUAUCAUAUUGCUUCUCAAAAGUGAGUUUUCGAGAUUUUUUUGAAUCUGAAAAUCGUGCUUAAAGAGAAUUAAAGAUCUAGAGAGCCUAGAAAGAUAGAAUUCUUCAAUUUUCAGCAUGGUAGCAAUCCCAAUCUAUGUCCGUCACACAAUCCAACUAAAACCAGUCGGCGGAAAAAUCGAGCUCACUGUCGGACCAAAACAAAGCAUGGGAAAAGUUCUCGAAGACGUUGUCCUCGAAAUCAACAUGCCAAAAUGUGUUCAAAAUUGCAAUUUGAUACCAACAAGCGGAAAAGUCAGCUUCGACCCCACAACAAAACUUCUCCAAUGGAACAUCGGAAAAAUCGAGGUUGGCAAACCGCCAACUUUAAAGGGAGGUGUAUCGAUUAGCAGUGGAUCUGGUGGAACUACAGAAAAUCCGCCGAUUUCCAUGAAAUUCAAGAUUAAUCAAUUGGUGGUUUCUGGAUUGAAAGUGAAUCGUUUGGAUAUGUAUGGAGAGAAAUAUAAACCGUUCAAGGGUGUGAAAUAUAUUACAAAAGCUGGGAAAUUCACUAUUAGAACCUGA